GACAGCAAGCGCAGCCACCUAUUCCAACCCAAGUUUCGAUACAGUUUCUCUUCUUCUAAAAGAUUUCUCAUAUAUCCGCUACUACGCACCGUAUAUCGCACACUCAGCAAACAUGGCCGGUGACCCCAGGGCAUUGCUGCGACAGGCAGAGACGUCACUACAGAAGGCAUCGGGUGGCUUCAGUUUCUUCGGAGGAAAGCAAGAGAAGUACGAGGCAGCCGCCGAACAGUUCAUCGCCGCAGCAAAUGCGUUUCGAAUGCAAAAGAUGGGCAAGGAAGCCGGUGAAGCCUUCGAGAAAGCAGCAUCAGUUCAACGCCAACACCUGAACGAGCCUGACGAUGAGGCAAACACUUUGACAGAUGCCUUCAAGGCUUACCGGAAAGAUGACCCAGAGGCGGCGGCAAGGUGUCUAGACAAGGCCAUUACACACUACUGCAACAAAGGCAACUUCCGCCGCGCAGCUACUCACAAGCAGAAUCUCGGCGAACUUUACGAAGUAGAGCUUGGCGACAACAUGCGUGCUGCAGCUGCUUACGAAGAGGCAGCUGGUUGGUACGAGAGCGACAAUGCCGAAGCACUCGCAAACAAGCUCUGGCUCAAGACGGCCGACCUCAUUGCCCUAGAAGGCAAAGACUACUACAAGGCCAUUGAGCUCUAUGAAAAAGUCGCAAAAGCCUCCAUCGCUAACAAUCUCAUGCGCUGGUCCGUCAAAGAAUACCUACUCAAGGCUGGUAUCUGCCAGUUGUGCACAGGUGACCAAGUUGGCGUCAAUACCGCGCUUGAGAAGUACAGGGAGAUUGAUCCUAGCUUCCAGCAGCAGAGGGAGUAUGCGCUACUGGUUGAUCUUACGGCGGCGGUGCAGGAUGGCGACCAGGAAAUGUUUGCCGACAAGUUAUUCCAAUUCGAUCAGCUGAGCAAGUUGGAUAAGUGGAAGACUACGCUUCUGCUGCGGAUCAAGAACACGAUUGAGGAGGGCGGCGAAGACUUUUCUUAAGAGCGGACCUUGGCAACUUUGGUUCGUUUUCGCGCUGGUUUGGCGUAAGGCUUAAGGGUAUGGUGGAGACUUGUAUCUCAAUUAAAUGCUGUCGUGCAGGAGAAUACUGCUCACCGAGCUCGUUUCGGUACAUUUGACUUGUUCUGCACUAGUCUGCGGUGAGCCUAGCCCAUAGACUCACCAUAUACGUACUUUGGCUGCUCUUUCUUACAUAGAGCAGUAAUCCAAUACAAAGAUUAUUUGAGCUGUUGUCACUAGAAGCUGUUCUCCUCCACAGGUGAUAUACAAC
Bipolaris sorokiniana ND90Pr is the source of this 1283-nucleotide messenger RNA. RefSeq lists its product as uncharacterized. Gene Ontology annotation, cellular component: SNARE complex; vacuolar membrane. The record is from RefSeq and is a predicted model, not a curated record. NCBI's taxonomy places the organism in Eukaryota, Fungi, Ascomycota, Dothideomycetes, Pleosporales, Pleosporaceae. Gene Ontology annotation, biological process: intracellular protein transport; SNARE complex disassembly. Gene Ontology annotation, molecular function: soluble NSF attachment protein activity; syntaxin binding. The transcript is spliced from 8 exons. Bases 113 to 994 code for a protein of 293 amino acids.